This is a messenger RNA of Coccinella septempunctata (seven-spotted ladybird), 1579 nucleotides long. Its product is annotated as prohormone-3. The transcript has 5 exons. NCBI's taxonomy places the organism in Eukaryota, Metazoa, Arthropoda, Insecta, Coleoptera, Coccinellidae. The coding region runs from base 161 to 814 and encodes 217 amino acids. The record is from RefSeq and is a predicted model, not a curated record.
UGAACGUUUCGUAUGGAUCCGUAUAACUGCACUGUGGUGCGUUAUUCCUAAACCAGCGUCCGUGAAAGCACAACUAUUCAGGAAUAGUGAGUGAGCCAGUGAAACAAGUGUUUUAGUGACAGUUUUUUGUUCCACUCUUAUUGGUUUUUGAGUUAAUAACAUGAGAUCUUUAAUAUCCCUACUGGCAAUAUGUCUAGUAGGGCAACAGACAGCACACGCUUGGGGAGGUCUAUUUAAUAGAUUUUCCCCUGAAAUGUUGGCGAACAUGGGAUAUGGAGGACAUGGAGGAUUUAUUCAGAGGGCUGGAGAGGGAGAUGAAGGAAUCUUGGAAGAGUAUAGCAGUGAUGUUGAUGAAGAACCCUGUUAUGGAAAAAGAUGCACGGCUAAUGAACAUUGCUGUCCGGGAUCUGUCUGCGUGGAUGUUGAUGGAGUAGUUGGUUCUUGCCUGUUCGCUUACGGCAGACGAGUGGGUGAACUUUGCCGCAGAGAUACUGACUGCGAAUCUGGAUUAGUGUGUGCUGAAGCAGAACCAGGAACGAUGACGAGGGUGUGCAGACCACCUGUCCACCAGGAGAAGCAGUAUUCGGAACUUUGCAACAUGUCCAGUGAAUGCGAUAUUUCUAGAGGUCUCUGCUGCCAGCUGCAACGCAGACACAGGCAGGCACCAAGAAAGGUCUGCUCAUAUUUCAAGGAUCCCCUGGUUUGUAUCGGGCCCGUUGCCACGGACCAGAUCAAGAACUCCGUGCAGCACACCGCAGGCGAAAAAAGGUUGACCGGCUUCAGCAGUUUCAAGAGACCGUUGCCAAUGCAUUAGGCAAACAAAAAUUUAUGUCAAAGGAGUACCUUACAGUUAUAAAUCUGUAAAUUUUCUGUAGUGUGACGAUGAAAGAAACAUUGCGUUGUACGUUCCCACUGAACAAAACUGAUUCAGCUAGUAACAAACCCGAGGGCCAGUGCUCCUGAAACAGUUUUUGUCGCAUGAGCCCUUCUUUUGUGGGAAGUUGAUACGAAACGUACGACACAACAUUUUCUGAUAACUUAAUCAGAUGCAUACAUUGAAGUAUGUGUUUAUCAUUCAAAUUCUAUUUGAAUUCAAAAAUCGGCUGAAGGUUUUGAUUGAUUCUUUGGAUAUAGAUAAGGUGUUUUUAAGCACUUUUACUGGCCUAGUUAGUAACUUAGUUUGUAGCUUGUUGCGCAUAUUUAAAUAUAGGGCGCGCGCAAAUUAUAGAUUUCACCUGAAAGUCUCUUGAUCGACUGCGACAAGAAUGAGAGAUUUUCCCCAUAGAAAAUUUGAAUUAUUUAAAACUGUAAAACUUUUAACCGUCUAACUGUGAUGAUUAAACAUGGCAGUACUUGCGUAGUAAUACUUCGAAUGAUACUUCUGCUCAAGUUAGACCUGACAAGUUUUUAGUAACUUGGGCAGAAACCAGUCUGCUCUCAAUGGAGUUACGAACAUUAAACGCAAUUAUUUGUCUUAAUCAGUAAAAUAUGAAUACAUAUCAUGUGAAACAUAUCAUAUUAUAACUACUAUAUUGGUGUUAUAUUACUAAAUAUAUUAAUAAAUGUAUACUGCAAUUGG